This is a messenger RNA of Penicillium pulvis, 651 nucleotides long. Its product is annotated as Cysteine dioxygenase. Bases 1 to 651 code for a protein of 216 amino acids. NCBI's taxonomy places the organism in Eukaryota, Fungi, Ascomycota, Eurotiomycetes, Eurotiales, Aspergillaceae. Gene Ontology annotation, biological process: L-cysteine catabolic process. The transcript has 3 exons. The record is from RefSeq and is a predicted model, not a curated record. Gene Ontology annotation, molecular function: cysteine dioxygenase activity; ferrous iron binding.
AUGUCGUCAACCCUCCUCUCAACCACCACCACCUUCGAUAAGGGCUUAGCCCCAAGCUAUCAGCCCUUCAAAGAGAAAUAUAACCUGGAGUGCCUGGUAGACGAUAUCAAACGGCAUUUGGGCGAAUCAGGCGGAAUUUCUUCCGAAGAAGUCGAUGAAGAAUAUCUGAUUUCGCUGGCACGAAAAUACAUCUCCGACCCGAGUGACUGGAUCGAGUAUUUCUACAACGAUACCAGCAAGAACUACACCCGAAAUGCUAUUGAGAACAUCAACCACAAGGCGAACAUUCUUCUUCUCGUCUGGAAUCCUGGAAAGGGCUCCCCUAUCCAUGAUCAUGCCAACGCACACUGCAUCAUGAAGGUCCUUGCGGGACAGUUACACGAGACUGUUUACCAUGCGCCUGAGACCGAUUCCAAAGAAGCCAAGCCUUUGACUAUUAAGUCGGCCAACACCUUUGGCAUGAAUGAGGUGACAUAUAUCUCUGAUGAUAUUGGUCUUCACCGAGUUCAUAACCCUCACCCCACUCAGAUCGCUGUCUCUUUACACCUUUACACGCCGCCAAAUGCAGCUGACUAUGGCUACAAUAUUUUCAAUGAAGCCACUGGGUCGGCUAGUUAUGUAUCGCAGGCCCACUCGGUUUCGAAGAAGUGA